Pogoniulus pusillus (Red-fronted tinkerbird) is the source of this 1974-nucleotide messenger RNA. RefSeq names its product DnaJ heat shock protein family (Hsp40) member C24 (gene DNAJC24). Lineage: Eukaryota; Metazoa; Chordata; Aves; Piciformes; Lybiidae. The transcript is spliced from 5 exons. Gene Ontology annotation, biological process: positive regulation of ATP-dependent activity. The coding region runs from base 228 to 668 and encodes 146 amino acids. The record is from RefSeq and is a predicted model, not a curated record. Gene Ontology annotation, molecular function: ATPase activator activity; ferrous iron binding.
GUUUGCUGUCUGAUCUCUUGCAGUAGGGGAGUGGUGCUGCUGUCGUCGUCCGUGGGCGCUGACAGCCGCUAGGCUGUCCUGGGGACGCAGCCCCCGUGCUGAAGAGGCGGUGACGGCAGGGAGCUUCCGGCAAGGCUCCGCUGGCCUCCUUGGCCUCCCUCCGCCGGUCCUGCCGGCCUUCUCCUGCUGCCGAGUGCUAAGAAAGUAAUUUUGAAACCAGUCAGGCUAUGGCCUGUGACAGGAUAAUACAAAAGGACUGGUACCAAAUCCUGGAUGCAAAGCCAUCGGACAGUCUGGCAGAACUGAAACGAAAGUACCAAAAGCUGGCUUUAAAAUAUCACCCAGACAAACAGCAGGCAGAUGUGCCAGCAGGAGAAGUGGAGGAGCGCAUGCAGAGGUUCAUCGAAAUUGAUCAAGCGUGGAAAAUUCUAGGGAACGAAGAGACAAAAACCGAGUAUGACCUGCAGCAGCGUGAAGCUAAUCUGACAAACGAAUGGCCACUACAUGCACAAGUUUCUCUUGAGGACAUGUCGUGGAAUGAAGAUGAACAAUGUUACACUCUCUCAUGUCGCUGUGGUGGGAAUUACACUGUCUUCAGGAGUGAAACCAGAGACGUGUCUUUGGUUUGUUGUGACACAUGUUCACUCGUUAUCGAGAUCCUUCAGUGAUUGUUUCAAACACAUAAGAGUUACAGAUUUUUAAAAGGACUGGACAAAGAGGGGACAGCAUCUGCAAAAGAAAUGUAUGCUGAAGAAAAGGGAGGCCUCCAAGACCAAGUUCAGUCAGACUUAGGAAGGAAAAUGUGCCCAUUUUCUAGCAGAGUUCUGUGGGCAUGAGGCUUGUUUUCUCUCUACAGCUAAAGAGGAAGUCACUGAAAAACUCCACAACAGAACUCUGUUCUCUACAACUGGAAUGCACCUCAUGAUCUAAGUGACAUUUCCUUCCUAGCAAAUAAUGGAGUAACUUCUUUCAAGAUCACUCUGUAUCAGCUAUACCUUGGGCCCUGCUGCUUAGGUUAAAUCCUUUAGGCAGCUCAGAUGACAAAAUUUAAUCAGGAAGCCUACAUCUGAGAAAGCUUUGAAUAUAAUGAAGAGUAAGGUGCAUUAAUGGGAAAGGGGAAUGUUUUCUAUCUAUGCUACAUACUUCAUUAAAUCCUCACAAGGUCUUGAGCCUUGGAAAGAGAGGGCAGAGACCUGCAGUUCCAACAGGCUGGUUGUCUCAGCACUACCUAGCUGGUGCAGGCACUGGACUGUAACAGUGCAUACACAUGAACUUUCCAGCUUGGAGCAGCAGCACGUUUGGAACUGACCCUCCCUAUCUGAACAAAUGCAGUCUUCAUUCUGCAGCUGAGAACUAAGCAGGAAGCUGUGCUUUGACCUUCCUGGGCAUACAAACUAGAGCCAGCUGAAGGAGAUCCCAACUGAACACAUAUGACUGGCAGAUCUGGAACCCCGCUGUUAGGUUUUCAGUUCCAAUCCUCACAGGCCCCACUACUUGCUAACACAGGCAUAGCCUAUGUGUGGCAACAUAAUCGCAUACUGUGCCUUUCUCAUCCCCUGUUAACAGUCAGUGCUAGCUCUGGCUUGUAAAACUCCAAACUUCCUGCUAAACCCAUCACUUUCUGUGAACAGCCCAGAGGAGAUGGAGUAGGAGGUGCAUCGUUUUUCUUCAUUCCCACUUUCAAGUCGGCUGUAAUCAAAGGAGGAAACAUCUUCAUGGAGUAACACUUGUGUUUAUUCUAAACAAAAAUAGUUCCAUUGAUCUAAGUAGAAAAUAUGGUGAAAGCUGGCAACAGUCGCUGAAAUCUCUUAAUCAUCAAGAAAUCUGUGGCCAUUGGGACUUGCACGUAGAAAUCCAAAGUCAUGGAGAGGCCAUAUCUGCAAAAUAAAGUCAGGAGAUUUUAAGCACAACAUCAAGUCCAGUAUUUUCAGUUGUUAGUGUUCUACAUGGUUCAUAAACUGCAUCAUUGUUCUA